This is a messenger RNA of Protopolystoma xenopodis, 720 nucleotides long. The record is from the annotation of a GenBank genome assembly. NCBI's taxonomy places the organism in Eukaryota, Metazoa, Platyhelminthes, Monogenea, Polystomatidea, Polystomatidae.
AUGCUUCUACUGAAAGACAUUGGAAACCAGGCUCGCCAGUGCACCAACAACCGACGCUGUCUUAUUACCGUUGCUACGCGUAACCGCUGCCAAUACUGCCGGCUCAGACGCUGUCUUGAUCUCGGUAUGUCACGCCGGGCGGCCCGUUUAGGCAGGAGGCCACGGAUAUACGGCGCAGAAGGGUCUUCUGCAAAAUUCCUUUCAGGAUCCGUACGCAGCUUAUACCGGUCGCGGCCAUCUGACUCUCAGAGCCAGUGGACAGGCGGUUCACUAAAGCCUUCCGAACAAUCAGUCGACCGAGCUGGGUACCAGGCUUCUUCCUCUUCUUCCACCUCAUCUCCUUUAUCCUCUUUAUCCCAGCAGCAGCCAACUUCACCUUUGUCUCCUGCUGCAAACACGGUCACCUUCAUCACUCCAAAUACAACUUACACCACCUCUGGUGUUGCUACUACCGUUUCCACAGCUUUCUCAAUUAAUGCUGAUGCUCCUGCUGCUCUUUCCGGUAAUCGCCUUACUCCUACGUCCAUAUCUGUAGCUGAGGAUCUUUCGACCAAUGUGCUCAGUAUCACCUCCAGAGUCAAGAGGAGUGACUAUAAUAAUGUCGUCCAGCAUGGCCAUACGAUUGGAUUGCAACAUUCCGCAUCUGGAAGAAGAAAAAUGAAUCGUUCAAAAAAAAGUGGGUGCCUAAUCAGGUGUUGCCAUGCUGUCUAUGCAUUCUGA